GCCGCCUGUGCCAGCGCCCACGCACACACGUGCACGCCGCGUCUUAUCAGUCGACAACAUAACACCAUUAACGUGCCGGGUACCCUCGAAUCAUAAUCGUUAAUGCAGGCUCAGUUAAAAGGCUGUGUCACUGAUACAAGGAUUGAACAGGAGACAACCGUCGGCACAUGCCCAGUGUUCGCUAGCAAUUAUUUCAAGAUAGGGCAACUAACCGAGCUACGAUGGCAACCGGCUGGUCAAAAAACUCAAGAGGGCAACAACAUCGCAAUACACGUCAUUCCACCAGAUGGCGAAGAAGACGACGAGUUCGUGCCGCCGCUGCGCGCGCGCACGCGGAGGAAGAUGAGCACCCCGCUCAGCGCGCUGCCGGGCGCCGCCGACCGGCUGAUCGGCAUGCCUAAUGUUCAACGCAGUACGCCAUCUCGAUCGCUCUCGCCGCUGGACCGCACAAAGCGUCGGUUCAGCACCAUGGUCUCAUCAGCGGCGGCCGCGGCGGUGUCGCGCCGGCUGUCCGCGACCAUCGGCUGGUGUCUCGCGACACCCACGCAUGUCAAGCCUCAGAUAGUGCGGCAGGGCCGCGCACUCUGUCUGCAGUAUAUUAAGACGCAGAUUAGAAGGUCUUCUAUGUGUGCUAAUAAGCAAAUCGUAGUGAAGCGCUUGCAACGAAUGCUUGAAACUGAAUGCGGCGAGGAGGCAAAUUGCAACGCGGAGACCGGCGUGCUGGCAGGCCUGCGGGCUCUGUGCGCCGCUCUGGAGCGCAAGAGGCCUGAUGCCUUCCGUCAUGUAGCGCGGCAGGCCACGCGAGCCCCAUGUGCUAUGCUCCGCUCUGACACUGCUUUAGCGGAGCUGGCUUUGGCACUUGCACGCCGGAUCACGAGGGAUAACAUCACAUGGUCGAAGAUAGCAGCAGUAUUCUGUAUUUGCGGGGCACUAUCCCGCGAGGCAGCUGAAGCGGCAGACGGGGAGCCAGCUUUAGAAUUAGUUGCAGCGCCGGCCGCAGCCGUCGCUGACCUUCUACACGAAGACACUGGAUCCUGGAUAGCUGCUAAUGGUGGAUGGAACGGAUUGGUGGAGCGACUGCGAGCCAGCGAACGAGACCAACGGUCCGAGAAGAUGUUACGGGUCAUGGUGUCCUUCUUUGCCAUGGUGUUUGUGAUCCUACUGCUGCUGAGAUGGGUGCUGCAUGGACACCCGGCAUACUAAGAUUAAACAAAAAAAUUGGUGCGUGGAGUGCGAAAGAAGUGAAACUUCGUAAUGAGAAGAAGUAUAUUUUCAGUAUUCGAGUUGGCAACACUGAGCGUUAAACGAUGAACGCUGUCAGUUGGGAGUCCUAUUUGAAAUUUUCACUUAAAAAUAGUUUUCUACCUUUCAAAAUCAAAUCAACAAUAUUGCCAUAUUAGCUAGACUAAUGCCCUCAUUGCCUAAAUUUAAUUAGGCUAUACCGAGAUGAGUAAAAUAGCGUUUAAUCAGAGAAAUGAAUAAAUUAUGUCGAGUUACGGAAUAUAAUAAAUAAUAAUCCUUUAGCAUCUAAGCAGGUAUUUCUCAGAGCGCACAAUAGUAGUUUAAUGGAUGAGCUAAUUAGUAUUAUUAAAUAAACAUAAUUUAUUUUUGUUAAAAAUUAAAAAUGAUCUUCUUGAAAA
Molecule: messenger RNA, 1640 nt
Organism: Leguminivora glycinivorella
Lineage: Eukaryota; Metazoa; Arthropoda; Insecta; Lepidoptera; Tortricidae
Exons: 6
Coding region: 103-1203 (366 amino acids)
Biological process (GO): regulation of apoptotic process; extrinsic apoptotic signaling pathway in absence of ligand; intrinsic apoptotic signaling pathway in response to DNA damage
Cellular component (GO): mitochondrial outer membrane
Molecular function (GO): protein homodimerization activity; protein heterodimerization activity
Source: RefSeq, a predicted model, not a curated record